AUGCUUUUCAACCUUCUUUUCCUCUGCUCCACUGCCUUUGCGCACCUUCACUCAUCAUCAGCAAACGACUGGCGCCCUCCUUCCAAAAACGAUCGACGAAGCCCUUGUCCCAUGGUCAACUCUCUCGCCAACCAUGGAUACCUUCCUCGUGACGGCCUUAACAUCUCACUUGAUGACUUGAUUGUAGCCUUCACUGAUGCCGUCAACCUUGACCCAGCCGCUACAACCCUAGUUGGCAAGAAGGCGUUGGAAACCGGUGAUGGUAACACCUUCAACCUCGACGACUUGGCCAAGCACGGUGUUCUCGAGCAUGACGGCAGUUUGAGCCGUGAUGACCUUUACUUUGGCGACAACUCGAGAUUGAACCCUCAAAUCUGGAAACAAACAUUGUCGCACUUUCUUGAACCCUACAUUUCCAUCAAGACGGCUGCCGAUGCCCGCAAGGAUCGUCUUGCGGUUGCUAAUGCCACCAACCCUGAGUUUUCAUUGUCUGCUGAGCAGAAUCAAAUCAGUUUGAUCGAGACUGCUUUGUACUUGACUGUCUUUGGCAACGCUGAGGAUGGAAAUGCGAAUACUAGAUGGGUCAGGACAGUUUUCGAGAAAGAAACGAUCCCUUUCGGAGAGGGAUUCCAGCGAUCUGAGAAGCCGAUUACCGCUGCUCAGAUUCUCGGCAUGGCUGGCAAAGUGGCUCAAGCUGGUAACUGA
Messenger RNA from Fusarium venenatum, 705 nucleotides. RefSeq names its product Chloroperoxidase. Gene Ontology annotation, molecular function: peroxidase activity. The record is from RefSeq and is a predicted model, not a curated record. Lineage: Eukaryota; Fungi; Ascomycota; Sordariomycetes; Hypocreales; Nectriaceae.